AUGGGUCCCCUGGCCAGAGUCGCCAUUUUUAUUCUCGUCAUUUCUUUUGGUGUUUUUGUGACAUUCUUUGGCCGAAUCCCAGCUCUCCGGCAUACGCCGAUAGGCGCAUUGCACCGGACAAUAUGGAUUCACAUCCCAAAACUCUUCACAGCCGUAGACCAGCGUCUCACAGGUGGUAGAAUCUCUGGUGGUCUGACGCGCGCCGUGAACCGCGUACUAUAUGACAGGCAUCCCAGCGUAGUUAUAUUCUUCCUUGCCAUGCUCGUCGGCGGCGAGUACAUGUUCCUUCCUGCGGCCUGGUCAUACAUGGGCUGGUUCACCAAGCUAACGGCCCUCGUUGCGGUGGCUCUUCCGUACACGUUCCUGUACCUGUCCUGCUACAGCGACCCUGGCUUUAUCACGCCUGAAACGCACGCCUACUACAUGUCGUUAUACCCCUACGAUCACGCGCUCUUCCACCCGGGCCGCUACUGCGAGACGUGCAAGCUCCUCAAGCCGGCGCGUUCCAAGCACUGCAGCAUCUGCAAGCGCUGCAUCGCCAAAGCAGACCACCACUGUGUCUUUAUAAACCUCUGCGUUGGCUACGGCAACCAUCACUGGUUCCUUUCGCUCCUCUUCUCCACCGCCGCUCUGACCUCAUACGGUGGUAUCCUUGGCCUCUCAAUCCUCUCAGGCGUCGUCAAGGGUCGUUAUCCGGGUUGGUCCGUGUGGCCGCCGGCAGGCUAUGGCCUCAACAACUAUCUCGUUGCCUGGAGCUGGGCCAUGCAGCGCGACAUUAGCCUCGGUGCCACGACGCUCCUCGCAGCUCUCACCUCGCCGCUGGUCUGGGCCUUGCUCUUCUACACGCUCUACCACGUCUACUGCGGCACCACCACGAACGAGUCGCUCAAGUGGUCUGAGAUGGGCGAAGACAUGGCCGACGGAUAUGCUUUUACUCGCCCAAUAAAGCGUGACCGUGAAAGAGACUUCGGAAUUGAGCCCUCGUGUCCCCGCUGGCCCGUCGAGCCCGAGAUGGCGGUCAUUGCCACGGCUGACGGCCAACCUCCCAUUGUUCGUCAAGGGAUGCCGCCUCUUGCUGGAGAGGGGGACUGGGAAAGGGUAUGGAAGCUGAGAAAUGUAGAAAACCUGUACGACUUGGGGUUCAGGGAUAAUUUGGCGGACAUAUUUGUUCGAGAAUAUGCAUUUGGCAAACUUCGCGAAGAGCUACCGUUCAAGAGCCAUCGGCGAAACUAG
Molecule: messenger RNA, 1233 nt
Organism: Akanthomyces muscarius
Lineage: Eukaryota; Fungi; Ascomycota; Sordariomycetes; Hypocreales; Cordycipitaceae
Exons: 3
Coding region: 1-1233 (410 amino acids)
Biological process (GO): peptidyl-L-cysteine S-palmitoylation; protein targeting to membrane
Cellular component (GO): Golgi apparatus; endoplasmic reticulum
Molecular function (GO): protein-cysteine S-palmitoyltransferase activity
Source: RefSeq, a predicted model, not a curated record